Molecule: messenger RNA, 1943 nt
Organism: Vigna umbellata (rice bean)
Lineage: Eukaryota; Viridiplantae; Streptophyta; Magnoliopsida; Fabales; Fabaceae
Gene: LPXB
Product: lipid-A-disaccharide synthase B
Biological process (GO): lipid A biosynthetic process
Molecular function (GO): phospholipid binding; lipid-A-disaccharide synthase activity
Source: RefSeq, a predicted model, not a curated record
CGUACACGCUGCGGUGCCGUCAUCAAACGACAGUUUGACUGGCGCUUCAAGGCAAGCUAACCUGCGCAGCGCAUCAUGCUCUCUAAUUGGAUUCCUGCGAUUUCGUUGGGAGCAAAAGCUUUGAUCAGAAGGAAAUGGAAUCGAAACCCUAAUCCAAUGAUCGUGAGUGUGCAGUGGUUCUCAUUUUCUUCUUCCAAAGCUCCAAUAGACAUGGCUGCCAGAGAUGGAGAACUGAGGGUUUUUCUUGUUGCCGGUGAAGUUUCUGGAGAUUCCAUCGCUUCUCGCCUAAUGGCUUCGCUUCGACUUUUCUCACCUUUCCCUCUUCGCUUUGCUGGUGUUGGUGGGGCUAAGAUGGCAAGUGAAGGGUUGAAGUCUCUAUUUUCUAUGGAAGAUAUUUCGGUAAUGGGGCUUUGGGAGCUUUUGCCUCAUCUGUAUAGAAUCAGACUAAAACUGAAGGAAACAGUUGAAGCAGCUGUUCUAUUUGAACCUCAUGUUGUAUUAACGGUUGAUUCUAAGGGCUUUUCUUUUCGGUUCUUGAAACAACUUAGAGCUAGAUACAUUCAGAAAAAUAUGGAUUUUCCAUCACACUUUCACUAUGUAGCACCAUCAUUCUGGGCAUGGAAAGGAGGUGAAGCAAGACUUAGAGGACUAGCAGAAUUUGUGGAUCAUCUAUUGUGCAUACUUCCAAAUGAAGAUAGAAUAUGUAGAUUGAAUGGAUUGCACGCAACAGCUGUUGGGCAUCCGGUCUUGGAAGAUGUUCUGGAAUUGAAUUUGAGAAACAAGUCCACGAUUCAUGAAUGGAGGGCAAAAGGCAAUGCUGAAGAUUUCCGAAAUAAGUAUGCAGUGCCAGCAGGAGCCACUGUGAUUAGCUUACUUCCUGGAAGCAGAGUACAAGAAGUCAGUCGGAUGCUUCCCAUCUUUUCAGAUACUGUGGAACUGAUGAAAGACACAGUUCCACACUUGAUGACAGUCAUUCAUGUAGCACCUAAUGAGCAUGUGGAAAAUUUUAUAGCUGGUGCUAUUCAUGGAUGGCCUGUGCCAGUUAUAUUGAUUUCAGGUGGAACAACACAACUAAGAUAUGAUGCUUUUAGUGCAAGUAGAGUUGCUUUAUGCACAUCUGGAACCGUUGCUGUGGAGCUGCAGCUUGCACGAUUACCCUGUGUUGUUGCAUAUCGUGCCCAUAUAUUGACAGAAUGGUACGUUCGGUACAAUGCUAAGAUACAGUACAUGUCACUUCCCAAUAUUUUUUUGGACAAGGCCAUUAUUCCUGAAGCACUCUUUCAAUCUUGCAAACCGGCAAACUUAGCCUUGUUGCUCAAUGGUUUAAUACAUGAUAGUGGUUGUCGAGAAGAACAAAUAAUUGCAGCACAAAAGUUUGUCAAGCUUCUAUUGCCUUCAGAGAGAACAAAGCACAACCUUCCACAACAAACUUCGAGAUCUUAUGUGGACUACACUCCAAGUGCAAUUGCAGCAUUGACUAUAUUAAACCAUUGGAAACCAGUGACUAGUAUCUAACGACAUCUCUUUCUGCGAUUCUUUGGCUUUGGAUUUUUAAACUGCAAAGGAAUGUCUGUCUGCAGCUGGAAGAACAAUGAUCUGAAGCCCUACGUUGUUUUCUGCGUGGACCCUGAGCGACGUCUGGCCAUCAAAUCCGACAACUUCGACAAUACCUCCCUCGUCUAGAACGAGCGGCGACAUGUGGCCUUUGCGUCCCAUUACUGAAUAUGAUGGAGUGAAAAAGGGAAUGCGGUAAUGAUGAAUUGAAAAUCGAAUUUGAAGUAGGAAAAUGAGGUAAGGAAAAAUUGAAAAGGGGAAUGAGAAUGAAGAAACAUCUAUAGUGAGAUUAGGGGGAGAGAAUUGCAACACUCACUUACAGUGAGCAAAAGGCAUGCAAACAAGGCACAAAUUCUAAUUUAAAAGAAAUUGAAACUCGUUUUCUGCAC